Entrophospora candida is the source of this 290-nucleotide messenger RNA. The record is from the annotation of a GenBank genome assembly. NCBI's taxonomy places the organism in Eukaryota, Fungi, Glomeromycota, Glomeromycetes, Entrophosporales, Entrophosporaceae.
GGGGGAGAUCAAAAGUCUAGCAUCUGCUGUUAUUACAAAUUCAACAAAGAACCCAACUGAUAGGUCUUUGAUCAGGAAAAAAUGCAAUUUUAGAGUUACAUGUGAUGGAUUCGAGGCUGUUAUUGGGUUACAUUCUGGAGGAUUACCAGAUGCAUGCAAAUCUAAGUGGAAUGAUAAAGUUGACAUGAUGGUCACAAUGCACAAUGUUUUAUUGCAGGAAGGCACUGAAAAUAAUGGCAUAGAUUGCACAGGUUUCAAAAAACUAUACACAAUUGGAGUACAUUCAUAUG